AUGCUAACAGCACUUCCUGAGAGAAACGUCAUGGAUGUUCCUGAAAAUCGUUUAAGUAAAUUUCAACUAUUGCAAUCAAUGCUGCAGCACUACUGGUCGAAAUGGCAGCGAGAGUAUCUUGCAGAAUUACAAACCAGGACCAAAUGGAAGCAGAGAUCUCAAGAGUUGCUACAAGUAGGCUCACUAGUGUUAGUAAAAAAUGAAAACGCUCCUGUCCUGAAUUGGUUGUUAGGCAGAGUCACAGCUCUUCACCCAGGCAACGAUGGAGUCACCAGGGUAGUCGAUGUAAAAACUGCCAGUGGAGAAGUUCAGGUUGAUGCGGUCUACACCGAAUUUAGUAAGGCUUUCGACGAAAUUGAUCAUGGAAUCUUGUUGAAUAGGCUUGUUGAGGUCGGUAUGGGUGGCACCUUGCCGAACUGGAUGGACAAUUAUUUAUCCGACAGAACGCAGUGCGUUGAAGUUAACGGACUCACGUCAAAUUUCACUGUUAUACCCUCAGGAAACAAUUGCUGUAAAUACGUAACGUUAAUUUUGUUUCUUGUUUAGUUGUUGUUGUAAAUGUAUUUUAAUAUUCAUCUCAUAACAAGGGCUGAAGAGCUUUCUGUUAUCAAAACUGAUUUCAGUAUUAUUAAAUUCCAUAGUGAUCGUAAAGAAGUUAUUUCAUGUACGUUCCUCCCAUAUAACUUUGGUGGGGUAAUUGCUGGUGCAGCAACUUGUUUUUAUGCUUUCGUCGGUUUUGACAGUUUAGCUACUUCAGGCGAAGAAGCAAGAAAUCCUUCGUUUUCCAUUCCCAUGGCCACAAUUAUUUCAAUGGGUGUUGUAACUCUUGGCUAUAUAUUAGUCUCAUCGGCUCUAACACUUCUCGUUCCGUAUUACGAAAUUAGUCCCAAUGCAGCUUUUCCAGAAGCUUUCAGCCAUGUAGGUUUACACUGGGUAAAAUAUAUUGUUUCGUUAGGGGCAAUUUGUGGUAUGACCACAACUUUAUUUGGAUCACUAUUUUCAUUGCCUAGAUGUAUGUAUGCAAUGGCCGUAGAUGGUCUGUUAUUUAGUUUUCUAGGAAAUAUAAAUUCUAAAACUCAGCUACCUCUAGUAAAUUUAAUUAUUUCUGGUUUUUUUUCGGCUUUAAUAGCAUUAUUGUUCGACUUGGAAAAACUGGUGGAGUUCAUGUCAAUAGGCACUCUAUUAGCUUACACGAUAGUUAGUGCUUCAGUCAUAAUAUUAAGAUAUAGACCUACCUUCGAUAUCCCGAUCGCCAAACCAGUAUCCACUCCGAGCUCUGAAAUUUCAAGUACUACUUCCGAUUUAACUACACCAGCGUCAGAAAUUAUUAAUUUGACUGGAACCUUAAGAAUACAAUAUAGUUGGUUAGGACCUAUCUUUGGAAACUGCGAAUCUGGAACUGCCGUUACUGGAGCAGUUUUCGUUUAUACCAUUUUCUCGUGUGCUCUGUGCAUUUUGUUCCAAGUAUCUUCAGAUGACUUAAAAAAUGGAAUUUGGUGGACUCUGAUUUUGGCCUCGUUCUUUAUAACCGUUAUGGGAUCAUGUUUAUUAAUAAUUUCUGCACACCACCAGAAUAACAAUGGAUUACAAUUCAAAGUGCCAAUGGUUCCCUUUUUACCUGCUUUAAGUAUCCUGUGUAACAUAGAAUUUAUGGUUCAUCUCAAGUUGUUAACAUGGCUAAGGUUUUUCGUUUGGAUGAUAAUAGGUCUGGAGACAUUGCUGACCAAUUUAUUGGACUCCCUCUACCAAUCUCGCGUCCAGGAAAAUGUAAAGCAGAGUAUGCAGAGUAAAGUGGGGAGGGGCUCCAUCAUGUUGGAAGUAUAA
Anoplophora glabripennis (Asian longhorned beetle) is the source of this 1824-nucleotide messenger RNA. Its product is annotated as cationic amino acid transporter 4-like. Gene Ontology annotation, biological process: amino acid transport; transmembrane transport. Gene Ontology annotation, cellular component: plasma membrane. The record is from RefSeq and is a predicted model, not a curated record. The transcript is spliced from 7 exons. Gene Ontology annotation, molecular function: amino acid transmembrane transporter activity. NCBI's taxonomy places the organism in Eukaryota, Metazoa, Arthropoda, Insecta, Coleoptera, Cerambycidae.